Columba livia (rock pigeon) is the source of this 4524-nucleotide messenger RNA. RefSeq names its product mucin-5AC-like. The coding region runs from base 1 to 2925 and encodes 974 amino acids. NCBI's taxonomy places the organism in Eukaryota, Metazoa, Chordata, Aves, Columbiformes, Columbidae. Gene Ontology annotation, cellular component: intracellular membrane-bounded organelle; membrane; cytoplasm. The transcript has 5 exons. The record is from RefSeq and is a predicted model, not a curated record. Gene Ontology annotation, biological process: positive regulation of apoptotic process; phosphorylation; sphingosine biosynthetic process.
AUGACGGCGGCGCCUGAAGAGAAGGAGCGCGGCCGCGCGGGUGGUUAUGGGAAAGCAGCAGGGACUUCCGGCGGAAGUGGAGGGCCCCCCCCCGCGCUGCGGCGCCGGCGGCUGCUGCUGCUGCUCAACCCGUUUGGGGGGCGGGGCCGCGCGCUGCGCUGGUGCCAGAGCCACGUGCUGCCCGUGCUCAGCGAGGCCGACAUCGCCUUCAACCUGCUGCAGACAGGUGGGGGGGUCUGGGGGGGGUCCUGGGGGGUCCUGGGGGGUUAUUUGGGGGGUUAUUUGGGGGGUUAUUUGGGGGUUUCGGGGGGUUAUUUGGGGGUUUCGGGGGGUUAUUUGGGGGUCCUGCCCGUGCUGGGCGAGGCCGACAUCGCCUUCAACCUGCUGCAGACAGAACGUCGGAACCACGCGCGGGACCUGGUGGCGACGCUGGCGCUGGAGCAGUGGGACGGGAUCGUCACCGCGUCGGGGGAUGGGCUCAUCUACGAGGUGGUGAACGGGCUCCUGCGGCGGCCGGACUGGGAGGCGGCGCUGGGGACGCCCCUGGGGGUGCUGCCCUGCGGCUCCGGCAACGCGCUGGCGGCCACGCUCAACUGGCACGCCGGGCUGUCCCCGGCGCUGGGCGUGCCGCUGCUGCAGAACCUGUGUGUGCUGCUGUGCCACGCGGCGCCGCGCCCGCUGGACCUGCUGUCGGUGACCACGGCGUCGGGCGCGCGCGUGGCCGCCGUGCUGGGCGUGGCCUGGGGGCUGGUGGCCGACGUGGACGUGGUGACCGAGCGGCUGCGCGCGCUGGGCCCCGCGCGCUUCCUGCUGGGCGCCGUCACCCGCCUGCUCACCAUGAACACCUACCGGGGCCGCCUGUCCUACCUGCCCGCGCGGCCCGCGGACACCGGCACCGGCACCGGCACCCGCGGGGUCACCCGCAGCGUCACCUGCGAUGGCAUCUGCACCAGCGAUGGCACCCACGGUGUCACCUCCGAUGGCACCGCCAGCGUCACCUGCGGUGUCACCCGCAGCGUCACCUGCGAUGAGAUCUGCACCAGCGAUGGCACCCACAGCGUCACCCGCGACAGCACCGGCAACAGCGAUGACACCCACAGCGUCACCCGCGGUGUCACCCGCAACAGCACCGGCAACAGCGAUGGCACCCACAGUGUCACCCGCGGUGUCACCCGCAGUGUCACCUGUGAUGGCAUCUGCACCAGCCAUGGCACCCACAGUGUCACCCGUGACAGCACCAGCAAUGGCACCGGCAGCGUCACCCGCGGUGUCACCUGUGAUGGCAUCUGCACCACUGAUGGCACCCAUGGUGUCACCUCUGAUGGCACCAGCAGCGUCACCCGCGGUGUCACCCGCAGCGUCACCUGCGAUGGGAUCUGCACCAGCGAUGGCACCCACAGCGUCACCCACGACAGCACCGGCAACAGCGAUGGCACCCACGGUGUCACCCACGGUGUCACCCGCAACAGCACCGGUAACAGCGAUGGCACCCACAGUGUCACCCGCGGUGUCACCCGCAGCGUCACCUGCGAUGGGAUCUGCACCAGUGAUGGUACCUGCGGUGUCACCUGCAGCAUCACCCGCGACGGCACCAGCAACAGCGAUGGCACCCACAGUGUCACCCAUGAUGGCACCGUCACCCAUAGUGUCACCCGCAGUGUCACCCACAGCGUCACCUGCGAUGGUAUCUGCAGCGUCACCCACAAUGGCACCGGCGAUGGCACUCAUGGUGUCACCCGCAGCAUCACCUGCGAUGGUAUCUGUGAUGUCACCCAUGAUGUCACCUGCAGUGUCACCCACAGCGUCACCUGCGAUUUCACCUGUGGUGUCACCCGUGAUGUCACCAGGGACGUCACCCACAGUGUCACCAAGGUCCCGCUGCCGCGCGCCGUGUCCGACCUGGGGCUGUGCCGGGGGGGACAGGACCCUGGGGACAGUCCUGGGCUUGGGGACAGUUUGAGGCUUGGGGACAAUUCUGGGCUUGGGGACAAUUCAAGGCUUGGGGACAGUUCUGAGCUUGGGGACGAUUCUGGGUUUGGGGACAACUCAGACUUAAGGGACAACCCUGGCCUUGGGGACACCCCCAGACCUGAUGUCCCCAAGUCCCCCGGUGUCACCUUGACCCCUGGUGGCACCCCCAGUGUCACCUCAACCCUUGGGGACACCCCAAGACCUGGUGUCCCCAAGGUCCCUGUUGUCCCCUUCACCCCUGGGGACACCCCAAGACCUGAUGUCCCCAAGGCCCCCGGUGUCCCCUUGACCCCUGGUGACCCCCCCAGUUCCACCGCCCCCAAGUCCCUUGGUGUCACCUCCACCCCUGGGGCCACCCCAAGACCUGAUGUCCCCAAGGCCCCCGGUGUCACCUUGACCCCUGGUGACCCCCCCAGUUCCACCGCCCCCAAGGUCCCCAGUGUCACCUCCACCCCUGGGGCCACCCCAAGACCUGACGUCCCCAAGUCCCCUGAUGUCCCCUUGUCCCCUGGUGCCCCCCCCAGCGCCAAGGCCACCCCGCCCCCCCCCGGCGGCCCCAUAGACGACCUGCUGCCCCCGCUGGGGACGCCGCUGCCCCCGGGCUGGGUGACCCUGGAGGGCGACUUCGUGCUGGUGCUGGCGCUGUCCCUGUCCCACCUGGGGGCCGAGCUGGUGGCCGCCCCCCGCGCCGCCCCCCAGGACGGGCUGAUCCACCUGUGCUACGCGCGGGGGGGGGUGACGCGGGGGGCGCUGCUGCGGGUGCUGCUGGCGGGGGGGGGAGGGGACGGCGGCGUCCCCCGCGGCGUCACCCGCGUCCCCGCGCGCGCCUUCCGCAUCGAGCCCCUCACCCCCCGCGGGGUCCUCACCGUGGACGGCGAGCGCGUGGAGUACGGGCCGCUGCAGGGGCAGAUCCACGCGGGGGCCGCCAGGCUCUUGUCACCUCCCCCGCCCUAGUGUCCCCAAGGGUCCCCAGGGGUCCCCGAGGUGAUAGGGGACACCCCAAGGGACAUGGGACCAAAGGGGACAGGGGACAAGGGGACACAGGACGGGUUGGUCCAGGGGCAGAUCCACGCGGGGGCCGCCAGGCUCUUGUCACCUCCCCCGCCGUAGUGUCCCCAAGGGUCCCCAAGUGUCCCCGAGGUGAUAGGGGACACCCCAAGGGACAUGGGACCAAAGGGAACAGGGGACAAGGGGACACAGGACGGGUUGGUCCAGGAGCAGAUCCAUGUGGGGGCCGCCAGGCUGUUGUCACCUCCCCCAGCGUAGUGUCCCCAAGGGUCCCCAAGUGUCCGCAAGGGUCCCCAGGGCAAUAGGGGACACCCCAAUGGACAUGGGACCAAAGGGGACAGGGGACAGGGGACACAGGACAGGCCGGUCCAGGGGCAGAUCCACGCGGGGGCCACCAGGUUGUUGUCACCUCCCCCGCCCUAGUGUCCCCAAGUGUCCCCAGGGGUCCCCGAGUGUCCCCAGGAGUCCCCAAGGCAAUAGGGGACACCCCAAGGGACAUGGGACCAAAGGGGACAGGGGACAUGGGGGCACAGGAUGUGCCAGUGCGGGGGCAGAUCCAUGUUGGGGCAGCCAGGCGGUUGUCACCUCCCCCAGCGUAGUGUCCCCAAGUGUCCCCAAGUGUCCCCAGGGCAAUAGGGGACACCCCAAGGGACAUGGGACCAAAGGGGACAGGGGACAAGGGGACACAGGACGGGCCGCUGCAGGGGCAGAUCCACACGGGGGCCGCCAGGCUCUUGUCACCUCCCCCGCCGUAGUGUCCCCAAGGGUCCCCAAGUGUCCCCGAGGUGAUAGGGGACACCCCAAGGGACAUGCGACCAAAGGGGACAGGGGACAAGGGGACACAGGACAGGCUGGUGCAGGGGCAGAUCCAUGUGGGGGCCACCAGGCUCUUGUCACCUCCCCCAGCGUAGUGUCCCCAAGGGUCCCCAAGGGUCCCCAGGGCAAUAGGGGACACCCCAAGGGACACAGGAACUCAAGGGGAUGGGGGACACAGAGGACAGAGCCACGGGGUGGUGACAGCUCUAUUGUCACCUCCCCCCUGUGACAAUGUCCCCAAGGGGAUGGGGACACCCAAGGGACAGGGGGAUAUGGGGACCAAUGAUGGGGUGUCCCUGGGUGUCCCCAAGGGGACAGGAGACACCCCAGGGGACACGGGAACCAAAGGGGACGGGGGCACACGGGACAGAGCCACGGGGUGGUGACACAACUAUUGUCACCUCCCACCCUUGACAAUGUCCCCAAGGGUCCCUGAGUGUCCCCAAGGGACAGGGGGAUAUGGGGACCAAUGACGGGGUGUCCCCAAGUGUCCGAGUGUCCCCAAGUGACCCCCAUGGUGACACGUUCCCCACAGGGUCCCCGUCACCCACCCCCAUGUCCCCAAGGUGACACUGAGACCCCCAGACUGGAAGGGACCCAGGCGUCCGGUUGUGUCCCCCCCGCCCCACCCCGGACGCCUGGGUCCCCUGCGGGGCGGGGGGAGGGGUACGGCGGCGUCCCCUCCCCCGCUGCAAUAAACCCCCUCCCAGUCGCUCCCAGUUCAUCCCA